AUGUCAGAAAGGAACGUUAAAUAUUGUGACAUUAAUGAAUUUACUGAUUUAAAAAAGAUCCAUGAAGGAAAGUUUGGAUAUGUAAGUAAGGUUAAAUUAAAAAGUGGAAUCACUGUUGCAAUCAAAUUCUCGAACAAUAUUAAAAUUUUUGACAACAUUCAGACGUUUGAAAUGAUGCAAAAA
This is a messenger RNA of Racocetra persica, 183 nucleotides long. The record is from the annotation of a GenBank genome assembly. Lineage: Eukaryota; Fungi; Glomeromycota; Glomeromycetes; Diversisporales; Gigasporaceae.